Fusarium subglutinans is the source of this 1638-nucleotide messenger RNA. RefSeq names its product phosphatidylserine decarboxylase. The transcript has 2 exons. Gene Ontology annotation, molecular function: phosphatidylserine decarboxylase activity. Lineage: Eukaryota; Fungi; Ascomycota; Sordariomycetes; Hypocreales; Nectriaceae. The record is from RefSeq and is a predicted model, not a curated record. Gene Ontology annotation, cellular component: mitochondrion. Gene Ontology annotation, biological process: phosphatidylethanolamine biosynthetic process. The coding region runs from base 1 to 1638 and encodes 545 amino acids.
AUGGCUCCGACCCUUGGCCUUGGGCCUGGCUCCUCCAAGCUCGGUAGUCACAUGCUCCGCAACUCAUUCUACACCCACGGCCGUUGGACAAAUUGUUACUCGCCAUCUGCCUCGCGACACAUGUUUCUGGCCUCCACGAGAUCGCGAUGCCUAUCACGGCCUUCGGUCUCUUCCAUUCGAACCUUCGCCUCCAAUUCGGGCAAGAGACCAAGAUUUUCCCAGCGCCUCGGCGAGGCCAUGCGAAACACCAAAAUUCAAUGGUACCGGAUCCCUGUCGGUCUAGGUAUUGGUUUCCUCGGCCUCGUCCAGUUUUAUAAGGUCUCUUCCCGUGAGAAGGAGAGACUAGAGAAUGAAGAUGGACAGGAGGGUUCCAAGGCACCUAAGAAGCGCCCCAGGAUCCGACCUGAUGGUCCAUGGCUAUCUCUAGACUUUGGGGACGAUUCAAUGAACUUACUAUUCCUUACUAUCUUCGAAUUCCUGGUUUCAAGCUUUAUUCUUGGGUCUUUGGUGUCAAGUCUGUACCCUCAACUCAACGCUCGAAAUCCUUUUGCUAACGAUAGCAGCCUCGACGAAGUCGCCGAACCCGAUCUCCACGUCUAUCCCAACCUUGCAUCCUUCUUCUACCGUACGCUCAAGCCCGGUGCUCGACCACUUGAUCAGGAUCCCCAUACUCUCAUCUGCCCUUCCGAUGGAAAAGUACUUCAGUUUGGCCAGAUUCAAGGCAAUGACAUUGAGCAAGUUAAGGGUAUGACUUACACUAUCGAUGCUCUCCUUGGAAAGAAUACUCCUGCUCCAAGCAUCUCUGGCGCUUCUGGUACUUCAACUCCUGCAACAAGUCAAGGCGACGUCUCAGAGGAGGAGUCGCUCGUUAAGCAACAUGAGGAGUUUGCUCAAGUCAAUGGCAUUUCAUACAGUCUUCCCGAUCUUCUCACCGGCACUGGAAAACAGGCUCCUUCGGCAAAGGACGAGUCUAUGCCCGCGUCUCCUGGUACAGUCUCUGAGGUCCGUGCCGAACUCGCUCUUGGUGAGCGACCUUGGUACGAUCUCAUAUCUCCCGACAAUACUACAUCGCUUUACUAUGCCGUUAUCUACUUGGCUCCCGGCGACUACCACCGCUUUCACUCUCCCACGAAUUGGGUUGUUGACCGCCGACGCCACUUUGCAGGAGAACUCUAUAGCGUGUCCCCAUACCUUCAGCGAACCCUCCCUGGUCUUUUCACACUCAACGAGCGCGUGGUACUUUUAGGCCGUUGGCGCUGGGGCUUCUUCAGUUAUGUGCCAGUCGGUGCCACCAAUGUCGGCUCCAUUGUGAUCAACUUUGAUAAGGAACUCCGAACCAAUAGUCUGCUGACUGAUACGGCAGCAGACCGUGCAGCAGAGGAAGCUGCCCGUAGGGGUGAAGUGUACCAUGGAUUUGCUGAAGCCACAUAUGAAGCAGCCAGCCCUGUCCUGCGGGGUCAUGCGCUACGACGCGGUGAAGAAAUGGGUGGUUUCCAGUUGGGUAGCACCAUCGUACUCGUUUUCGAGGCACCUUUAAGCAAAACAGAUGAGGACAAUAGACAUGUCGGCUGGGAGUGGGCUGUACAGAAGGGACAGAAGGUGAAAAUGGGACAAGCUCUGGGACGGGUCAUUGAGUGA